AUGAUCCCAUUGGGUCUGAGAUGGAGUCAGUCGGCAGUAAUGAUUCCUGGGUCUGAGAUGCAGUCAGUCGGCAGUAAUGAUCCCAUUGGGUCUGAGAUGGAGUCAGUCGGCAGUAAUGAUCCCAUUGGGUCUGAGAUGCAGUCAGUCGGCAGUAAUGAUCCCAUUGGGUCUGAGAUGGAGUCAGUCGGCAGUAAUGAUCCCAUUGGGUCUGAGAUGGAGUCAGUCGGCAGUAAUGAUCCCAUUGGGUCUGAGAUGGAGUCAGUCGGCAGUAAUGAUCCCAUUGGGUCUGAGAUGCAGUCAGUCGGCAGUAAUGAUCCCAUUGGGUCUGAGAUGGAGUCAGUCGGCAGUAAUGAUCCCAUUGGGUCUGAGAUGCAGUCAGUCGGCAGUAAUGAUCCCAUUGGGUCUGAGAUGGAGUCAGUCGGCAGUAAUGAUCCCAUUGGGUCUGAGAUGGAGUCAGUCGGCAGUAAUGAUCCCAUUGGGUCUGAGAUGCAGUCAGUCGGCAGUAAUGAUCCCAUUGGGUCUGAGAUGCAGUCAGUCGGCAGUAAUGAUCCCAUUGGGUCUGAGAUGGAGUCAGUCGGCAGUAAUGAUCCCAUUGGGUCUGAGAUGGAGUCAGUCGGCAGUAAUGAUCCCAUUGGGUCUGAGAUGGAGUCAGUCGGCAGUAAUGAUCCCAUUGGGUCUGAGAUGCAGUCAGUCGGCAGUAAUGAUCCCAUUGGGUCUGAGAUGGAGUCAGUCGGCAGUAAUGAUCCCAUGGGUCUGAGAUGGAGUCAGUCGGCAGUAAUGAUCCCAUUGGGUCUGAGAUGGAGUCAGUCGGCAGUAAUGAUCCCAUUGGGUCUGAGAUGCAGUCAGUUGGCAGUAAUGAUCCCAUUGGGUCUGAGAUGCAGUCAGUCGGCAGUAAUGAUCCCAUUGGGUCUGAGAUGCAGUCAGUCGGCAGUAAUGAUCCCAUUGGGUCUGAGAUGGAGUCAGUCGGCAGUAAUGAUCCCAUUGGGUCUGAGAUGGAGUCAGUCGGCAGUAAUGAUCCCAUUGGGUCUGAGAUGGAGUCAGUCGGCAGUAAUGAUCCCAUUGGGUCUGAGAUGGAGUCAGUCGGCAGUAAUGAUCCCAUUGGGUCUGAGAUGGAGUCAGUCGGCAGUAAUGAUCCCAUUGGGUCUGAGAUGCAGUCAGUCGGCAGUAAUGAUCCCAUUGGGUCUGAGAUGCAGUCAGUUGGCAGUAAUGAUCCCAUUGGGUCUGAGAUGCAGUCAGUCGGCAGUAAUGAUCCCAUUGGGUCUGAGAUGCAGUCAGUCGGCAGUAAUGAUCCCAUUGGGUCUGAGAUGGAGUCAGUCGGCAGUAAUGAUCCCAUUGGGUCUGAGAUGGAGUCAGUCGGCAGUAAUGAUCCCAUUGGGUCUGAGAUGGAGUCAGUCGGCAGUAAUGAUCCCAUUGGGUCUGAGAUGGAGUCAGUCGGCAGUAAUGAUCCCAUUGGGUCUGAGAUGGAGUCAGUCGGCAGUAAUGAUCCCAUUGGGUCUGAGAUGCAGUCAGUCGGCAGUAAUGAUCCCAUUGGGUCUGAGAUGGAGUCAGUCGGCAGUAAUGAUUCCUGGGUCUGA
This is a messenger RNA of Coregonus sp. 'balchen', 1574 nucleotides long. The record is from the annotation of a GenBank genome assembly. Lineage: Eukaryota; Metazoa; Chordata; Actinopteri; Salmoniformes; Salmonidae.